AUGUCAUCAUUUUCAGCGAUAUCCAUCACCAACUCCUCCUUCUCUAUCGCUGCAAUAACAUAUAAUGAUAAAUAUGAUUAUCAAGAAAUUGAAAUUUUUAGUAUUUUGUGUGGAUACGUUUCAGUGAUUUGUUGGAUAUUUGCUCUAUAUCCACAAAUAAUUGCAAAUUUUCGUCAAAAAUCAGCUAAAGCAUUAAGUUUAGCUUUGUUAACAAAUUGGGCAAUAGGCGAUGCCGCAAAUUUAAUAGGAUCAUUAUUUGAUGAAAACAAUAAGAAAUUAAUUGGGAUAGUCAUGGGAUACAUGUGUGCUUUUUUAUAUGUGACUGGUAGAUUACCACAAAUAUAUAGAAAUUACAAAAGAAAAUCCGUAAAAGGACUUUCGAUGACAAUGUUCAUUUUAAUAGUCUUGGGUAACAUAACUUAUUCACUUUCCAUAUUCACCAACCCUUUGGUUUUUUUUGAUCUGACAUUUAUCCGAAGUGAAAUACCUUAUUUCAUUAGUUCUUUGGGAACACUUACAUUUGAUACUGUGAUCUUUUUACAAUGGAAGUAUUAUUCUGUUAGAAGAGGAAUUUAUGAUGAGGAAGGAUUAGAAAUUAUUGUGUAG
Messenger RNA from Diversispora eburnea, 606 nucleotides. NCBI's taxonomy places the organism in Eukaryota, Fungi, Glomeromycota, Glomeromycetes, Diversisporales, Diversisporaceae. The record is from the annotation of a GenBank genome assembly.